Molecule: messenger RNA, 735 nt
Organism: Zygotorulaspora mrakii
Lineage: Eukaryota; Fungi; Ascomycota; Saccharomycetes; Saccharomycetales; Saccharomycetaceae
Gene: PET20
Product: Pet20p
Exons: 1
Coding region: 1-735 (244 amino acids)
Cellular component (GO): mitochondrion
Source: RefSeq, a predicted model, not a curated record
AUGUUCAGGAGGUUUGGAAUAGUAUCUCUGAGAAGAGGCGCAAAUUCAAGAUGCAGUGGCGGAAUAAGAAAUAAUCACAGUUUCAACGGGUCUGCUAAUCGAUACCAGUCCUCAUUUACAUUUUUGAAUAACCAAUCAUUGUUGCAAAAGGAUGAGCUGAAGCAGUCCAAAAGGAAAAAUAGGAAGUCUUUUUACAAGAAUGAAGACGAGGAAGAGCAGUCUAAGCUAAAUAAAUGUACUGUUGAGCUUAGUACGCAUAUGAGGAAACCGAAAAAGCACGAUUAUUCUUGGCUCCCACGGGUCCCAUCAACUGGCUUUUUGAAGCCUCGUGAUGUCAGUACAAAAGUUUUAUACUCAGGUUAUAGGCCACUGUUUAUUAAUCCCGAUAAAUCUGAUAUUGGGACAGAGGGAGGCCAAGGUGGCAGUACAUUAUACGAAUUCGCAAUGAAGCUUGAAGACCUGAGUGAUCAAACACCGUGGAUGACUUCAGCAGCCGGAAUGGAGUUUUACAGUGAAUGGGAUAAUAUUCCUGUUGAACUGCGCAAAAAUCUGAAACCCUUCGAACCUCCUGUGUCCAAUGAAAAUGUGGAAGACACAGAAAUGAGUGCAUUACGAAAACUAAAGGAGGAAAUCUAUUUAAAUGAAAAAGCUAAAUUGAUCAAUAGAAGUAAAGGGAGGAAAAAACCUGUUGUAACGUUAAUGCGAUUGAAAAAAAAAUUGGACGAAGGUAAAUGA